AUGGGUGACUACUCGAAAGCACUUGAAUUUCAUGAAAAAUCACUUAAAAUAAGAGAAAAAGUUCUACCUCCGAAUCAUCCUGACUUGGGCACUUCCUACAACAACACGGGCCAAGUGUAUAACAACAUGGGUGACUAUUCGAAAGCACUUGAAUUUUACGAAAAAGAUCUAGAAAUUGCGAAAAAAGCACUACAUCCGACUCAUCCAGAUUUGGCUAUUUCCUACAACAACAUCGGUCAAGUGCAUAACCACAUGAGUGACUAUUCAAAAGCACUUGAGUUUUACGAAAAAGCACAUAAAAUCUUCGAAAAAGCUCUACCUUCGAAUCAUCCCAAUUUGGCUAUUUCAAAACAUGAUAUUGGCUGUGUGUAUGAAGAUAUGGGAGAAUAUUCGAAGGCAAGUCAAUUUUAUGAGCGUGCCGUUGAAGUUGCACAACUUUCACUGCCGUCAAAUCAUGAGCAUCUUCAAUUAGUACGUAUUCGAUCUCUUGAUGAUGAUAUGUUCGAUUGA
Messenger RNA from Rotaria sordida, 510 nucleotides. The record is from the annotation of a GenBank genome assembly. NCBI's taxonomy places the organism in Eukaryota, Metazoa, Rotifera, Eurotatoria, Philodinida, Philodinidae.